CCAGGAAAGUACCGAGGAUGCCCUGAAGGUGUGUACUGUGCAAACUUCAAGCUUGAACCGUUCUCUUAUCUAAACAUCACGAGAAUCAGUUUGGAACUCGUCCACAGUGACAGCCAGUGUGGACUUGCUUGCCUAAAAUCCGCCUCAUGUUUUUCUUAUAACCUGGCUGCCGUUCCUGAUGUCAACGGAGAACUGUUUUGUGAAUUGCUUCCAUCUGACAAGUAUAACAACUCGGCUAAAUUCAUUCCCAGCCUAAGUUACCAUCACUUAAGCAUUUCGGUAAGUAAAAAUAAACUAAAAUUGAUUUUAGGCGUGAUCCAAUUUCUGAAUUAAUAAGAUUUGGAAUUAUUUUAAAGAUGAAAAUAUCUUCCGACGAAUCGAGUAUGAUAAUUCCUCUCGCCCUUUUACUUAUCAAAUACGUUUAUUAUCCUGUUUUUGAACUGAAGAAGCACAAAAAAAUCUAACUCUUUCAUCAGUUUUACUUAACCCCGCCAAUAACUAACAAACUAUACCUUGGAAGAGGUGCAUUUAUUAUACAUGGAUGUUAAGCGUAAGCGAAAUGAUAUCGAGGCUAAGCUGUUCCUACGAUACCACAGCAUGUCAAUGUUCCAUCAACAGAGUCCUUGCUCUAGCAAUCCUUGUAUGAACGGUGCAACUUGUACAGCCAAGUACAGAGAUGACGACUAUGAGUGCAUAUGCUCCACAGUCUUUAUAGGAAAGCACUGCGAAAUAGGUACGUUGAAAAUUGCAUUCUUUGGUUUCAGCUUACAGAGCGAGAAACCGGCAAAAAGUGCGUCCCUAAGUAUUCCUGGCUGGUGAAUGGUGCGAGUGAUAAAUUCUGUACAAGUUUGUGUAUUUGUUCUCAAUCAUGGACUUUAACAAGAUGUACUAAAACUUUCAAAUAUGGGGGAAAGAAGAGGGAGGGGCAGAAACAACAUUGUUUGUACGAUCAGAUAAAAUUAUUUGAGUUAGAAGCAUUCCUCUCAGAGUAUGCAUUUUUUCUUCAGUUUGACCCAGAAAAUAGAUGUGAUACUUGUGGAUAUAGUCCUAAUGCAUGAAUGCAAUGAUCUUGGUUUUUAUUUAUCAGCUCCAGGAGUAGAUUGUGAAGAUAUGCAAAAGCGUGUUGAUUCUCUAAAAGAUGGCAUGUACUGGUUGGAUCCGGAUGGAGGAAGCCAUUCCAAUGCAUUUCAAGCCUACUGUGAUAUGACGUCAUACAGUGGAGGAUGGACCAUGUGUUACACUACCGAUGAAUAUGUCACACCUAAAACUGAAGUCACUUAUGACGCUCAGUUUCCUUAUGGAAGUGACGGCUAUAGGACCAACUGUAACAACAUCCCGGUAACUUAAUUAAGUAGCAUUUGCUAUUGUCCUUUAAUGGUCUGGAGAGGGUGGGUAAAUUUGUCUCGGCGAAAUUACUGCUUAGAGUUUGGUUCAGAUUUGGCCGUGCAACACAAAAACGCCCAUGUGACCUGACUUGUUUCAACAAGGUAUUUGUCCGGUCAAUCCCCAGUUUCGGGAGUCUGCAGACUCAUUACUCAAUUGCUCGUAAGGCAAUUUUCAUAAGAGUUUCGUAAUUAAUCCUAGACUAGAUUGGUUUUGCUUUACUUUGCUUGGUGAUUGUUUUAGAAAACUAGCACUACUUUCUCAACCGGUCAGAUGCAAAAAUAAACCAAUGAGGACUUAGUCACCCGCGUUUCCCGCGCUUUACGGGUUUAAUUGUUCUUGUGUUGAGUUCUUCGUGGCUUUUCUGGGUAUUUUCUUUUAUGCUGAUUGGCUUUCGUAAUAACUUUGGUUUUGUUUUUGUGACGUCCAAUUAAUAUCAUUCAAAUGUUAUUUUCUCUCUCAUCAGUUUACAGAAAUAAUAUUUAUCGAUCACCAAAACGAAGCCAAGGCUUACUUCACACGCCGUAAUCAGGGUGCUCUGACGGCCGCUAUUAAUUAUGGAAGUGGUGCUGCUUCCUAUGGAUUAUGGGAUAGCGUUGGAACUAGCAGCCAAUAUUCCUAUCAGUUGCUGAUCUGCCAUGGUCCUUUGUUUUUUGGAUUCAUGAUAUCUGGGUAUACUGGUAACAAUUAUAAAGUGUGUAGCAACUGGGUUGUUGAUAAUCAGUCACCAUAUUUCCGUUCAGCAUCAACCAAUCCGUCUUUUGGAGGAGUUGCCUUUAACGUCAAUGGUUAUGGAACACUUACCAAGAAGCUCAUCAGUGUUGGUUUACGCUAAGAAAGUUAUUUCCAUAGUAAAGUUGUCUCUUCUGAGUGAUCACUUUAUGAAUUACUAACCUUUUUAAUGCUAAAUCAAGGCAGGAUUAAGCGAAAUCGAAUCACUAUACAAUCGAACCUGUUUUAAGCGACUCCGUAUUUAGCUAUCACCUUGUUUCAAACAGCCGGUUACUUAAGUCCCGAAAUUGUUUCCUCUUAAUCACAGUAAUUUUUACCUUCAUUGAGCGGUCGCGGUCACCCUUUAUUAAGUCCCAAUGGCCUGUUUGUAUUGUCUUCCAUUUAAAACAUUGAAUGUAGCAGCAUCAUUGAUUGAAUAAAGCACUUUGAAUAAAACGUAAGUGAAGCAUGUUUGUUAUGUUUGUAUGAGAGAUGAGUAGUGCAGGCCACAAUCCACUUCCACUGAGCGUCGUUUAAUUAUACUGACAUCCUUAAGAAGGUUCCCUACGGGGCCGAGAUGGAACAAGUGUGUUGGUCGAUGCUUUGAACGACUACCUCUAGGUGGAUUUCCCAUAAAAUGACUCAUUUUUCAAGCACAUGACUUGCCUGGACAAAGAAUCACGCUUCAUACAAAUAGAUUAACAGCAAGAUUAGAGCCCAAGAGUGGCUAGAGUCUGAGAUGAUUACUAACAAAAGAACAUGAUGAAAACAGGUCUCUUGUCAGUAAUGAUUCUUUGUCACACCAAAGUUGAAUGCAUUUCUCAAGAAUUAUGGGUACAUUUGACGAUGGAAAUUUUGGAUAUGAUUUCUGCCGAAAACACUAAACGCCCCACGGUCAAAUGUUAAUCUGACAGUCACGGGAAAAAAAUUCUGAGACUGAUUAAAACGUAUUGUUGGCGCAAUCAGGUCGUUUCUUCUUGCUGAUCUGCAUGGCAAGUGAGAUAUAAUUAUAUCACUAGGAAAACCAAGCCGGAAGUAGCAGUUAACAUUUAAAGUUCUGUGGAAUGGUGGUUUCUCUGUUUAGGAAAAAUGAACUUCCCAGAUCAAUAUCCCUUAUCACUCAUUGCGAUGGAAUUGCCACUUGUCAACAUCCUUGAGUAAUUUUCUGUCAUGUGAUAUAUUUACUUGGAUUAUAAUGAUCAUGAGAAAAACGGAGAUUACUCUUGGUAAACUGCACGACAUGCUGCAAUUAUCAUCAAUCAGUUGUACUGAGUCAGGUUUGUUAAUUGAGCUUCGAAAGAAUUCUCGAGUUGCCUCGAUGAUGCUUCAGAUAUACGCUCUCGGAUUACGGCGUCUAAGAAAAAGCUACCUUCCCAACCAACACCUAAUAGUCACGAUAUAUUACUUUACGUUUUCCCACAUUUCAAGCAGUAUGUUAGUUGUUACUUUGAGUUCUUAUUGGCUCGGUGAGAUAUUCGCCUUCGUUGUGUUAGACGGCUGAUGAUUGGGUUUAGUUUUGGUUCAAUGACACUGAGUCGAAAUAGGUUCUCUCAUCAUUGCAUCGACUCAAAUACUUCAGGUGCUGUAAAGACAAAGAUCUUGGGUUUACAAUUUUUAUUUUACAUUAAAAACAGCUAAUCUAGAUCUUGGUUCUCUGGUAAGCUUCUCUACCCAUAAAUAAAAUAAUAGUUUUAUGUAAUUAAGUUGCGACAGGAGUUCCGUAUAGAUGAAAUCUGAAAAUUGAAAAUCAUUUUACGGACCAUGCUAUCUCAAGAGAUUGGACUUGCCAACACAAACAUUUAGGUUGACUGCAAGUUUCUCUGGCUGAUUUAACGAGAAAAAUCCUGACUACGAGUUUGUUGUUUUCUUUUGCUGCGGGUUCAAAAAUAUUAUCCGGUGCUCUACAGUUAACGGCUGUCAGGUGUUGCCUGCCGUACAUAAACGUUCCACCCUUCACCAGUUUUCGACUCUCUGUUAUAUUAAAAAAGUUACUGGAGUUUCUGAAGAAUUUACCAGUCAAUCUAAUUACUGCUCUCGAUCACACAUCGUCAGGUGUUUUCAAUCUCUUGUUUUUCUUUUAAUUUUUUUUUAACUUCCCUUGGUUGUUAUAUAACUAUUUCUGUUUUUUUUUCUUCUCACUACAAAUUUUGCCAAAAAUUUCUGUGACUUUCUCAUUUAUCUGCGGCUUUUUGGGUUUUCUGUCGAUCAAAUUAUCAAUUUCCUCCAGAAGAAAUUUCAUCAUUUUUAUUUUCUGUCUGAGGCGAACUGCCUGACUUAAGCCGAAUCUUGAUCAUAAAAAGCGCCGUAAUACGGCCAGGUGAAAAUAUCAGUUUUAUGUCAAUACACGAUCGGUUAUGACAAGAACAACUCGAUAAACUGAAGUUGCGCUUACUUUAAUGGGCGGGAGAGUGCACCUUUAAUGAAGAUUCUCAAAGAGGUAACUGACAGUUCCAAUUAGUAGUUGAUAAGUGUAGCCUUCUUUCAGGCAUUUUACAUAUCAAAGUAGAUAAUCAAAUUUGUUGUCAAAUUUGUUGGUUUUUGUCGUUGCGCUGUUCGUGUGUUAACCAGAGGUAGUGCUGUCGUCAUAACUUACCCCUGUUUGCAUCAUGGAAAUAUUUUCUAUAGAUUUUUGAAUAAUUUUGAAGGCCAUUACACACUCGUACAUAGAUUUUGCGACUCACAACCAAUUUCACAAUCAAACAACGUACAGUUGUUAUGACAUAAUUUCAUUAUUCUCGGUUGCCUGCAUGAGUGCCCCGUUUGCUUAAUAAUUUAUAAUUAAAAAUUGGUAAUUGCAAACACUAGAAAACAAGAAAUGAAUAGCUCCUUUAAUUCUCACCUCAAAAUUUCACUUUUUGCUUUCUUCGUAACCAGCCUUUAUCAAGCAGUUUCUGAGGUCUACAUCGAUGGUAGGAGUGGCUUGAAGCGAGACACAGGGUACAGUGUUGCCUUCGGUAACUUUGCCGCACACAAGUUUUACCAUCUUAGUUUGCCGCCUCUGGUUUCCACUUCAGUCAAAGAUGUCGGACACUGUGCCAGGCUUUGUUUAGAUAAUUCAGCAUGUUUCUCAGUUAACUUUGCGGCGAUGCGUAAUCAAGAUGGGAAUAUAACCUGUGAAGUAUUAGCAAGCGAUAAAUACAACAACUCCGCUUUGUUUAAUCCUAGCGCGAUGUUUCAUCAUUUGAGUAUAAACGUAAGUACAUCUUCAUUUUUCAUCAGGUUUUACCCACGCUGUGUAGAUACGCAUUUAUAGUUAAGGGUAUGUUACACUGCAAAAGACCUUGGUAACCUCGUUAACUUUGAUUUGGUAACCUCGUUAACUUUGAUUUGGAAGUUUCAUGAUCUUUAAGUUUAAAUUCUUCUCAUUUUUUUUGUGAGACAUUUGCUCUUUGUUUCGAUUACUUACAUAAUUCUAUUUUUGUUCGCUAUUUCAAUAAAGUCGUUCCCUUGACUACGUCGCAAAACUAUCUCGAGAAAGCACUCAUAGCUCGCAUCGUAAACACAGGAUUUAUGAAAAAUGAUGCGGCUACAAAGUCGGUGAGCCCUCAAGCAGGCAGCAAAGUAGCGUAACAAGUUUUUCCAACACUUUCUGAAUAUACAUCUUUGAAAGAAGCCAGAGAUUAGCUUUUGUUUUCCUCUCCGUUGCUCAGUAUUUUGAGCACCUAAGGCUUUGUUUGACAAGGAAGUAUUUAAAAUGUUUUUUUAGCAAAUUUGAUAUGUCGUGCCUUCGUGUGACAAACUGUGAAAGACGCUGUCCACUGUGGCACCUCUGCAAUUUUCCGUCCCUCGCUUAAAAAAUCGCAACGUCCUCAUAUAUCUCUUAUUGUUGAUGAGUUAAAGAAGAUUGUAGGUCAGUUUCAGCUUGGUCUUCCUAGGAAACUUGGGGUAAGUUUUGCCCAGCUAAAUUAUCUUUAGUAUAGCUUUUGUUGUAACGAACCUGUGAAUAUGAAUGCGAUCUUCGCAGUAAUGAACACUACUUAAACUAUAUUUUGCUCGGAAUUCUAGUCUAGUUCUUCCAGGCUAUCAGCCGUGUUUGCGCUUGACGACAGCAGUGAAAUACAGGACUUCAGAUCAGCUGAAGGAAAUGCAAGGUUUCAAUGCGUGCAUUGACAGCAUUGCUGACGCUGUACAAAGCUCUACUCGUAUGCUUUCUAGUUCUUCUAUAGUUCGAAAAAAGAAAACUUUAAACCAUCCGCACCUUCAGCUACAGUAUUUUCUUGACUCCGCAUUGAUUUCCUCUGUGUGGCCUCUUGAACUUUGUACUCUCCAUAUGGUGGAUUUACUUAUCGGUUGAAUUUCGGUUUCUUUGCAAUGGUUCAUGUCUUACUAAUGAUGGUACACAUGACUACUGUGCGCACCACGUUAGCAUGACUAACUCCUCACUACUUGUAAGUUUGAUGGUGCAAGUGCCCUACGCCACGUCUUGAUGGUAAUAUGGCCUCGUUGUGAACUCUAAGAAGUGGUUUGGCUGACGCUUUUCCAUACGGAUUGUGUGUCGCGGAAUUUUUUCAAUGGGCACUCCGGGCCCCUCACUCUUUGUUUGUGCUCUUGCCUUCUUUAUUUGUCUAUCAGAGAGGUUUUCAAAUGGCUGAUGUGUGUGUUUAAGUGCGUUGGCUGAGAAUCUAUUCGCAUAAGUACUCAAGAUUUUAAAGGGAUCUUUCUGAUAGGCGACGAGAGGGGCUUGACAUCGAAAGCUGUCUUACAAUUCUGCUCAUGAUCUACGACUGCUUGGAAUAACGCUUUACCAUCUCUUAGCGCCAUGACAUCGCACACCAGCGGGCAAGGUUCACCAGCUUUUUGAACAAACUCAGAUUUUUCAGGAUAGGGGCAUUUUUUCCCAUCAAUCUACUUGCAUGGGAUUCAAAUGUGUACAGCGUCGGCGAUGGUGCUAAUUGCACGCACUGAAUCCUUACACUGGAUCUUGGACAUUUCCUCUCACUGAUCUGCAGUCCUGUAUUUUUCUGCUCGCAUCAAGUGCAAACGCGGCUGUUAGCCUGGAAGAACUAGGCUAGAAUUCCGAGCAAAAAUUAUCACGUUAUCGCUCCCCUAUUUAGCGAACGCUAAUCAAUAUGAUAUUCAAUACGUUUUGUUCACCUUUUUUCGCCACGAGACAGAAUCAUUUGCCAGAAUUUAACCGUUUAAAAUGUUUAGAGAAUCAAUCAGUGUGUUCUUAAAGCUCUGCCUUACUAUAUUUUCUUUUUAAAUGGUUAAAAUCUAAGAUUUAUGAAGCUACCAAUAUAAACGGUCGGAGUUUGCUCAAUAGACUAAUUUGCAUAAUUUUGCUGCAUAAUUUUGCUGCAUAAUUUUUUCCCACGUUCACAGGCUCAUUUUAUGAUGUUUAUUCAAACAGAGUCCUUGUUCCAGCGAUCCUUGUAUGAACAAUGCAACUUGUGUAACCAAGUACAAAGAUGAUGAUUAUCAGUGCGAAUGCGCGCUUGGAUUUGAUGGAAGACAGUGCGAACGUAUAACACUAGGUACACAAUGUGUCAUAUUAAAUUCACUAAUUUGCAUAUGUUUAGUACAUGUCUGCGUAUUUUGUACCAUUGACAUCGAAAUUGUUUUUGUUGUUGCUAAAAUAUACAGAACAUCUCCAGACUACCUUAUAAGGGUGGAUUUCUAAGCCACGGAAUAAUUAAGAAUUAAGUUUCUCCCUGAACAUAUUGCCGCCAUCUUGGAUCUUUUAAGCGGCGGAAGGUAAGAGAAUCGAGAGAAAGAUGUUCCUACCGAUUCCUGAAUAGAAGGUUAGCAAUAUGGCGAUCCCGUUGUGAGGCCGUGACAAACAGAGCUAAUACGAGUCCCCAAGUAAACCUAAACACACGUUUUGUCAUUUGUAGGAGUUGACUGCCGUGACAUAAACACACGAGCUCCUUCUCAGGGAGAUGGAAUGUACUGGUUGGACCCGGAUGGAGGAAGCCAUUCCAACGCGUUUUUGGCCUACUGUGACAAGACGUCAUACAAUGGAGGAUGGACCAUGUGUUACACUACCGAUGAAUAUGUCACACCUAAGACCGAAUUCACAUACAGCGCCCAGUUUCCCUAUGGAAGUGACGGCUACAGGACAAACUGUAAUAAUAUCUCGGUAGGCUACAUUUUUUCAGUCACUCAGUUAAUAUUUUGAAAAAAGGCUGGUUUUAUUAGCAAAAUGUCUGAAGAUAACUUUAGACCCCAUAAGGAACGGAUGCACGAUCAAUAUUAAUAAUGUUCGGACAACAUCGUGUUUUUCGCAUAGCUCACUUAAACGUCAUACUUUUGAGCACGAGAGAAUGGAAGACGCUAAUUGAGAUCGUUUUGUCUCCUCUUUUGGCCCUCUGAUAAAUGGUUUUAAGUACAGCCUUCCAUCGAAAAAGGAAACGGUUUUGAUUGGCGGGCCAGAUGAGCAUUGAUGUCCUUAGUCCAGCCGAAAAAAAAUAACCUAGGUAUGGGAAUGAAAUCAGAUCACUAAGUUUGUCAUCUAGAUAUCUUUCAUUCAGUUUACAGAAAUCAUUUUCGUUGAUCACCAAACUGGAAGAACGGCUUACUUCAAGCGCCGUACUAGUCAGUCCAUAAGAGCCUCUACUAAUUAUGGGAAACCUGCAAGCACAUAUGGACUAUGGGACGGUGUAGGAACAAACAACGCUUACUCCUACCAGCUGCUGAUCUGCGACACAUCAUUUUACAGCGGCUUCUUCGUGUCUGGAAAAAACGUUAGGUUAUUGAAGAAAAGAAAAUCACAGGUGCAGCGUUUUCAGAUAAACUGUAAAAUAUUCCACGGCCAACUUCAGUACGAAGAAAUGUGUAACAAAGUUCCUAUGCUUUAUUCGAACAUAAAGCUUACUUUGGCAAAAGGCUCAAAAUAGUGGGUAUUACGGAUGAAACUAUUGAUAGUUGUGAUAACGCUAUUGGUCACCUUUCCCCUAAAGAAUUCUCAUGGUAAGUUUUUUUUUUUCGUCAAUUGAAUUAUGCUUACCUUUUCGUAAUUUCUUUAAACGAAGAACGCUAACAAUAACAGGCUGUGCAUGUACGAAAUCUUUCGAAUAUAUUGAUCUUGUUUCUCAUAUAAAGACAGUUGAUAUUCUACAAAAUUAUCCAUGAAAGGUAUUCCCUUGUGGAAACAUUUGCCCAUGUUUGUAAUCAGAAAAAUUAUACUACAUUCAUAUUCAUUGCCCAGCAAAAGGGCGGCUGUGGCGUUAAAAUAUGAUUUUCAAUACCCUUUUUCAACUGAAGCCUUCCCUGACAAACUAGCUAGUUUAACCAUUAACAGAUUAAAUUCAUAACAUCUUGUUGUCCUGCUACUUUUGGACCGUGACAUUUGGAGUUUACAAUGCUGCAUCUAAUAUAUGCAUACAUAAUUAAUAUUUUUAAAAAAAGAAUUUCUGUCGGUACCAGACAUUCAAAUAUACCGGGUACUAUCAAAAUCCUAUUUGAUAAAGUCUUUUUUGCCACAAGCUAGUCAUUAUCUGAUUAUAACGAAUUUGAAAUGUUUCUGUUAUUUGUCAAUUCAGGGCUCAGUCAAUGUUUUUCUGGAGGAGUUUCAUUUGUGGAAUACAUGCUUCAGAAGUUUUCCUACUUGAACAUCACAAAAAUCGGUUCAGAACUUGUCCAACAUGGCGACGAGUGUGGAUUUGCCUGCCUAGAAGUUCCUUCGUGUUUUUCUUACAACCUCGCUGUAUUUUCUGAUAUCAACGGAAAAUUGUCGUGUGAAUUGCUUCCAUCUGACAAGUAUAAAAACUCGGAUAAAUUAUUUAACAGUCCGAUGUUUCAUCACUUCAGUAUAACGGUGAGUGUAGAACAAGUGAAAACAAUGUCUCGCCAAAAAAGGUAAAAUCCACCUGCCUUUCAGCCAAAAUCACCCCUCGUUUGAUGAUAGUGGUGCCGUAAGAUUAAUUACGCCUUAACAAAACUCUUUUAAUUUCACAGAAUUUCUUAAUUGGAGGAAAUGAAUUUUAUUGGAUAUCCACUAACAUUUUUCCUUACCCCACUUUUUAUGUAAAUACAGAGUCCAUGUUCAAGCGAUCCCUGCAUGAAUAAUAGUAUUUGUGUGGCCAAGUACAGAGACAAGAAUUAUCGAUGUAAAUGCGCUCCGGGAUACACAGGAAAACUCUGCGAUAUAGGUAAUGGUCUCAAUAAACGAAAGUAUUUUUAGCAGGGACUUCAAUGUUUCUUUGUCUGAUGUUCGCCAAAAAUGUAGAAUAUAAAAAAUCUUACUAGACAUUUCGGCUCAGAGUUGACAUACUUCUCACUUAAUUCUUAACUCUCACAGUGUUUCUCAAUUGAGAGCACGUAUGAGUACCGAUAAACUCUUUAGGGAAAUCAGAUGAAACUGCUUUAGCAAAUAGCCUGCAUGUGACGGACAAUCCAAAUAUUUCGAGUUGCUUCGUCCCACGGAAGCCAGAAUGAGUCUAGAACUGAUUCUUUUGAAACUACUGGUCUUGGUAGUAAGCAACAUGUUUUUCAGGUAUGAACCUCAUGUGCCCUCCAACUGUUGACUGUGUUAUUAGACUAUAACAGCUGGCUGCUAUUUGAAUCUCUGCGGGUACUCAGAAUUAUCGAUAACCGUUGUCUUACACCAAGAGAGGUGGUCAUAUGCUAUGUCAUAUCUUUUUGUUGAUGACUGCGAUUUUACGACAUGUUUUCUAUAUCCUUAUCAGGUCCAUUUUUUGGAACAGACUGCCAUAAAAUCAAAACCCAGGGUAAAAAUAAAAGCGGUAUGUACUGGUUGGACUCGGAUGGAGGAAGCCAUUCCAACGCAUUCCAGGCCUAUUGUGAUAUGAUGUCAUACAAUGGAGGAUGGACCAUGUGUUACACUACUGAUGAAUAUGUCAAACCCAGGACUGAGGUCACAUACAAUGCCUCUUUUCCUUAUGGAACUGUCGGCUACAGAAGUAACUGCAACAACAUCCCAGUAAGUUCCCAAUCACCCGUGGUUACUUUUCCGAACCCUUUUAAUUAUCAGGGAUAAUUAUACCGGAUAAAAUUCAAAUGGAGUCUUGAUAAAUCUCCAUUGAAAAACUAUAUUCAUUAAACAACUUGAUUCACAUUCGUACCUAACCCGAAGAAAUCAGAAGCAUUGGUGGCUCGCCGUUGCUCGAAUGUCUAACUAUGUUUUCUUGAUGUAACGGAAUAUGCUUAGUCCUCUGCUGCUUCGAGUGGGGUCACCACCCUAUCAUGGUGGGGUAGUUUACGUGUCUCAAUGACCCCUGGAGCUAUGUCAGCUGGAGUCUUGCAUUCUUGGUAGGAUCACCCAUGCCGAACAGGUGGAAAGGUAGAGACUGGACAAAGAGUGAUCCCCUGAUCCUCAAGGUUGGGGGUUGGGGGCAGGGUAAACGACCCCGCUCUGAAAAAAAAACACAUGUUACAGAGACCGGAUGCAUAAUGUGCUCUAGUAAUUCAGUUUUAUCAUCCAACUGCACUAAGUGAAGUACAAAUAGGGUGCGAAUCAGUACAAAUAUCACGUGAUGUUGUGCUGUUAGUUAUUUUUUACAGUAAAAACCCUGUCUCUUUUUUUUCUUUGUUUCUUUUGAAGUUUACGGAAAUAAUGUUUGUUGAUCACCAAUCUGGAAAAAAGGCAUAUUUCAAAAGGAAAUUGGAUGAACCCCUCACGGCCGCUGCUUCAUAUGAGAAAGGUGCCAACACUUAUGGAUUAUGGGACGCUGUGGGGGCCUCCCAGUAUUAUUCAUACCAGUUGCUGAUCUGCGACAACUCAUUCUACAGCGGCUUUUUAGUGUCUGGUUAUACCAAUAACUGCUACAAGGGGUGCGCUCACUGGUGCUACGAUAAAUACUCACCAUUCUUUCGCACAGCAAGUUCUGAUCAUCAGUACAAAGGUGUGGCUUUCAAUACCAAUGGUGCACCACCCAACGUGGUCGACAAUAGGCUUGUCAGUGUGGGCCUGCGGUAA
Messenger RNA from Pocillopora meandrina, 11971 nucleotides. NCBI's taxonomy places the organism in Eukaryota, Metazoa, Cnidaria, Anthozoa, Scleractinia, Pocilloporidae. The record is from the annotation of a GenBank genome assembly.